AUGGUGCCAAAUUGUACAGUCACCUGUACAACCACGGCAGACGCGCCGUGGACAACAAUUACAAGAACGUCGACGACUAUUGAAACAAUAACAAUUUGCAAAAACCGGACUUCUACAACGGCUCGUAUUGCAUCUAGUAGUUCUUCGGUCAAUAUGCACAAGAACACUACUAGCACAUCCCUAGACAUCCAUACGCAAGGCCCUUUAUCUACUGGCGCCUCCUUUUACGGGCUUAAUUCUACCCUUCGACACGACGGUCUUGCUAACAUGACUAACACCAUAGUAUCCGUAUCUAGCCAUCCAUCAGUAAGUUAUAUGUCCCCUCUCUCGACCUUUAACAGCAGUUUUGAUGGAGGAGUAAAUACCACCACAAUGAGGGGUUCAGGGCUGUUCUUGAUGAGCACAUGGACACCACCAGUUCCUACUUCUGCGUACAUAAGUCUGGGCGCAAGAAACCAAGCGAGCGCGUUAGUUGUGGCGAUAGUGUGUAUGAUAAGUCUAGUGAUAGGAUAG
Pochonia chlamydosporia 170 is the source of this 513-nucleotide messenger RNA. RefSeq lists its product as hypothetical. The record is from RefSeq and is a predicted model, not a curated record. Bases 1 to 513 code for a protein of 170 amino acids. NCBI's taxonomy places the organism in Eukaryota, Fungi, Ascomycota, Sordariomycetes, Hypocreales, Clavicipitaceae. The transcript has a single exon.